Tachysurus fulvidraco (yellow catfish) is the source of this 916-nucleotide messenger RNA. RefSeq names its product natural killer cell receptor 2B4-like. The transcript is spliced from 4 exons. Bases 64 to 891 code for a protein of 275 amino acids. NCBI's taxonomy places the organism in Eukaryota, Metazoa, Chordata, Actinopteri, Siluriformes, Bagridae. The record is from RefSeq and is a predicted model, not a curated record.
ACUAAGGGAAGGUCGUGAACAACAGCAACACAAAUGCACUGAACACAACAGUCUUCACUGAUAAUGACGUCGAGCAGAAACAGAAACAUGCUGGUGAAUAUUGUAGCAGAAAUCAGGACUCUCAGGACUCUUCUUCUCCUGCUGUGCUGUUUACUGUGUGAAGCUGGAGACGAGACGGUCACACUGCAGGAAGUGGAAGGAACCACUAUAACUCUCCAUACUGGGAUAACUGGGAUUCAGAGGGAUGCUCAUAUAGUUUGGUUUUAUGGACCUGAGAAAGCAGAGGAAAAGAUAUUGAUUAGUCAGGUGUUUAAAGGAGAAACUGUUACAGACAUCAGUGAGAGGUUUAAAGAGCGACUGCAGCUGGACAGAAUCAGUGGAGCUUUAACCAUCAGGAACAUCAGCAGAACUGAUUCUGGAGUUUAUUUAUUACACGUCAUCACUGAACAUCUCUCAUCUAGGACUUUCAGUGUCAGUGUUUAUGCUCCAGUAUCAACUCCAGUAAUAAUAAAUGAAAGAGGAAAGCGAAGUGUGAUUUCCACAGAGUCGUGUUUCCUCCUGUGUUCUGUGGAGAAUGGAGAAGAUGUGAAGUUAUCCUGGUACAGAGAGAAUGAGAGAAUCUCCAUCACCAAUAACACAGAUCUCAGUGUUCCCCUCAAUCUCCCACUUCAAAUACAACACAAUGACACUAACACUUACAUCUGUGUGUCUGCAAACCCGGUCAGCAAUAAAACAACUUCUCUCAACAUCACACAGCUCUGUGACGUCUCAGAUAAACCUGAUCCUUUACUGCUUGCUCCCCUGAUAUCUGCUGGACUUUUUAUUUUAUUAAUUAUAACAUUAAUAACUUUGUGGAUUCGGCUGAAAAAGAAUAAAACAAAAGGCAAGUAAUGAAUCUUUCUGUUCAUGUGUUUAG